CUGCGGUCCUUAUGUGUUGCCAAGGAAAACAUCCGUAAUAGUGGAAGUAGUGUACAGAUAGAAUAAAGAUGACAAACGUGAGGACUUACAACCCGUCUGUGCGAGUAGGAAACUGGAAUGAAGACAUCCAGUUGGAGGAGGACACAUUAAAAGAUUUCUUAGAAAAGAGGGAAAAGGGACAGCUCCUAUGCCAGAAAAGAACAAAACUUGAACAAACUAUUUUUAAGCAGCUGGACCUUAGUAUAUCAAGAGACGGUUGUGUUCACUUUGGGGAUAUUGUGAGUUUGCGAUGUCCAGCAACAAAAGAUCGUACAAAGUACACGGCCAACAAAGACCCACGAGAUGCUUGUCAGCUUUGUGUAACACCAGCUAUUAACAAAAUUCUUGAAGCUCAAAAACUUGAAGGGCCCUGUCAAGUAUCUGCAUCUAAGGACCUCUGUUCCAAUCUCAGAAGCUCCUUUGUAAUAAAAAGUAUUGAUGGGAGCAAACAGAAAGGAGAACCACUGAGAUAUGGCGACCUGUUUUAUCUGUGUACUCUAGACAAUGAGGGAGGAGAUCUGUAUUUGUCGAGCUGCCGUGCGACUCUGGAGAAGGCCGCUGCCAAAUCACGGAAACAGGAGGUAACAUUUGUCAGCGAGCCAUCUUUUAUGACAGAAUGGAGAAUUUUACACUACAACCCACAAAUGAGGAUGGAGUACGAAGGCAUCCCUGUCCCAGUAAGUAAUUUAUGUUCGUCUGCUACAAACUGGGAACUCUUUAGAGGAUUGAAGGUUUUGAUUAAAACUGCUUCAAGUAAAGUUUUGUUACAUGUAAGUCAUGUACUACAGUGCUCAAGAAUUAUGUUAGAAUGUGACAUGUCAUUUAACAUACAAAUAUACAAUAUUUUUGUUACUUUGUUGAAUAUUUCAAUGACGUAUGUCAGCUGCAAAAGCAAUGAAUACCAUAAACUCUAUGGCAGUUAUGUACGAUAGCAUCCAAUGUUUUGUUCUUUAUUUUUUUCAGGCCAAUGGUAUUGUCCUAAUUAACCACAAAUACACCAACAAUGAUUUGGCUGUGGAAGAGAAUUUCGUUAUCAGGUUAGAUAAUAGCAGACUGUAUAUCGUAAGUUGAAUGAGUAAAAGCAUUCCACCAGAAGUACCUACAGUAUGAAAUUGUGCAUCUACACCAUCAGUCCUACAGUUACCCGUAAAUGUACAAAUCAUGUGUAGUACAUUAUGUCUACUAAAUUUCUUGUUUCCGACUUACAGAACACCAUUUGGAUCCCAGGAAUACGAAGUGUCAUGUCACACAUAUUUAGAUUCCCAUCGAGCAGAAAAAGACGUCAACUACUUUGUGAUUAUGAUGGGUGUACCUGGUGACGACGUUUACCCCGUCGCAAGUUAAAGAACGUCACACCUAUAUAUAGUAACCAGUCUCCAAGAAAUACAUACAGCCAAAUUCAGGUGCCAUCAAAGGAUUUUAUGACUUGGCACCUGCAUUUUUUAAAAUUAUUUUGGCAUACUGCAGUUUUUAUAAACAACUCUUGUGAUAUUUUUGUUUGUUCUUCAUCCUUUGAGUAUGGGUGUUGUAUUUUUGAAGGAGGCCAACCUCAUACACCAAAUUUAACAAGGUUAAUAUCUUACUUUUGGUUGCAGAAUUGAAUUAUGCAAAAUGGGCAUUUUAGGAAAUUAUGAAAAAUGCUUUUUUUUUUUGGUUAUUGCAGUUAUGACUAAUCAUGCAAACACACUUUGAACUUGAUUUAUGUACUUCUUGUCAACAAACUGCCUUUUUAUUCUUUCUGUGCAGUAAUAUAAUAUUUAAGAAUUUGUAAAUAAGUAUAUGUAUACAUAUAUAAUAAAAAGUUUAAAAAUAUA
This is a messenger RNA of Ostrea edulis (European flat oyster), 1853 nucleotides long. RefSeq names its product cilia- and flagella-associated protein 161-like. NCBI's taxonomy places the organism in Eukaryota, Metazoa, Mollusca, Bivalvia, Ostreida, Ostreidae. The transcript is spliced from 5 exons. Gene Ontology annotation, cellular component: motile cilium. Gene Ontology annotation, biological process: cilium assembly. The coding region runs from base 69 to 971 and encodes 300 amino acids. The record is from RefSeq and is a predicted model, not a curated record.